AUGGAUUGGCUUACGACAACGACCGUUGCGACCGCGUUUCAUUCCACUUCUUCGCAGACCUACUUUAUGUGCGCCCUUUAUGUUGUUCUAGGUAUGGUGGGAAGAUGUAAUCGAAAAUUAUGCAAAAAGUUUCUUUUCCACGACCAAAGUUUAUUUCACAUACUCUACAGUAUUCCAACCGAAGAAUAGAGCAAAAAGGUCUCAAGAAAUAGAAAAUUUUGUACAAAAAGUUUAGCAGAGACAGAAAACAAAGAAUAUAAAAUAAUUAAGUAUUUUUCAGGAUCAGUAUCAAUCUUGGCCAACGCACUAAACCUCAGUUUCUAUCUCGUUAGAUCCGACCUUCGUCGUCAAUACCGCUAUCUAAUUGCCGUUGAUUUUGGCGAAAUUAUUAACGGCGUUUCCUAUAUUGUCACUGGGAUUGGUAGAGGACGUGCGUUAGUAGGGGGUUAUUAUCAUAAUCCAGCUUCAAUCCACUACUGCUUUUUCCAGGCAAGUAAUUUUUAUUUAUUUUUUUUUGAAACUUAUUUCGCUCAUUACAACCCCAAAAACUUUUAAUGUAAUCAUAACAUAUUUUCAGACCUAUUGGCCAAUAUUUCUAAUCCUGGGAACAGAAAUCACUGCAUUAUUAACACUUUUAAUGUCAGUGGAGCGGAUUUUUGCAGUUCAAGCACCAACUUAUUACGAAAAGAUAUUUUUUGGUGAAAAACGGUACUUUUGGUUUGGUGGCACAGGAAUUAUUCAGUGUGUAAGUUCCUAUUAAAGUUAGUGUUUGAACUUUUACAGUGACCUUUUUAAUAGUACUCAUUAUAUUCGCGCUGAAAUCCCAUUAGCUGAAUAAUUGCAUAAAAAUUUCAAAAACAAAAUGCUGAACUUUAGACUCAUAAGUUUAGCUCAAAAAUAGCUGUAACUUUAUCUAAUAAUACAGUGGUGGACCUAAUCCAGUGGCAAAAAACGUACCAUUUUGCAUCGGGAAGUAUAAAAAAUGCAGGAGAAUGCUCCCUUUCCAACUAAAAAUAACUCCGUUUUGAAGGGCGCGUUUUUAAAAAAAAUCGGAGUAUUUAGAGGGAGGUAUUUUGCAACAUUUUGAUACUUCCCGGAUGAAAAAUGGUACGUUUUUUGCCACUGGAUCAGGUCCGCCACUGCAAUUUCAUCUAAUCACAACCAAUUUUUUUAGCUUCUAAUCCUUUGGGCAGCCCUAACUGCUUACAACAACUACGAAGAAACCUCCGAUCAGCACUGUGCAAUCAUCGGUUCAACCUCGAAUGAAUUUGCAAUUUUCCAUUUCCUUUUUCUAAUCCUAGCCUAUGUGGUUUCGUUCACCUCGCUGGUGGUUGUCUACUGCGUUCAACGACGAAACCGCAAUAUCAAAAAAGUCAAACGAAAUUCGGGGCCGAGAAUUCAAACCUACAUUGUGCUUACCGGGCUUGAUGUGAUCUUGGUGACAAUUCCCGGUGUUACAAUGCUCGGGGCAAAAUUUGGUUGGUGGACACCGAACGACAUUAUCAUCAGCUUGACUUAUUCUACUACGGGGUGAGUUGGAUCAGAUCCAGUGGCAGAAAAGGUAUCAUUUUGCAUCCGAGAAGUGUCAAAAAAUGUGGCAAAAUACCUCCCUCUUUAAAAAAACUCCGCUUUCAAAAGCGCCCCUCUCAAAAGGGAGUUUUUUUAGUUGGACAGGGAGGCAUUUUGCUACAUUUUUUGAUACUUCCCGGAUGCAAAAUGGUACGUUUUUUGCCACUGGAUCAGGCCCGCCGCUGUACGUAUAAGAAAAUUUUUAAUCAAAAAUUCAUUUUUUCUUCAAAUAUCUAGUGUAAUAUCGCAAAAAAGUUCUCUCUAAAUUGCCCUUUACAACCAGCAAACUCUAGUAUACCGAGGUAAACAUCUCCAGUUAUAAAUAGAGCCUAUUUCCCUCCAUUUUCUUCAAUAUUUCGACUCUUUACACUAUCGACUCUUUCAGUUUACUAUCAUUGGUUCAUAUUGGAUUCAAUUUGGUGUUCCAAAAGAAUUUCAAAUCCCGAGUGCUCGGCUGCUAUCGCCGUGUGGUCAUUUCCAAAGGCGACGAAACAACCCACGCCGUUGGAGCAGCGCCAGCAACAAUUCUACAAGUCAGCAGAACAACCAGUAAAACAAUAUAA
Molecule: messenger RNA, 2132 nt
Organism: Bursaphelenchus xylophilus (pine wood nematode)
Lineage: Eukaryota; Metazoa; Nematoda; Chromadorea; Rhabditida; Aphelenchoididae
Source: the annotation of a GenBank genome assembly